Molecule: messenger RNA, 992 nt
Organism: Phycomyces blakesleeanus NRRL 1555(-)
Lineage: Eukaryota; Fungi; Mucoromycota; Mucoromycetes; Mucorales; Phycomycetaceae
Exons: 5
Coding region: 133-669 (178 amino acids)
Cellular component (GO): nucleus
Source: RefSeq, a predicted model, not a curated record
CUCAAUUUUUUAGAGUGAUAAUCUAUUCUUCUUCUUAUUCAUCUUCUUUCUUAUUUUUGUUUCUAUCUCUCUCUAUCUCUACCUUUGCUUCGUUCUCUAUCUCUUAUUACAUAUUUUAUUUUCCUUUAACAAAUGAGUUUUCAACCAGAUGAUAUUGCCGAGUCGAUAUUGAGACACAAAGAAAACAAUGGAGUGAUUGAAGAAUACAACAUCAAAUGGUUAGGAUACGAUGUCGAUGCCUCUACUUGGGAAUCUGCUCAUGUGAUUGAAACAGAUUUUCCCGCUUUAGCUUACAAAUAUAAAAACAAAGUAAUCCAGGAGAAAAAGCAGUUACAAUCCAUAGAAAAUGCCAUAAGGAAUGAAGAAAAAAAAGAAACGGAAGAUUUUGAUUCUGAAGAUUAUAUGGACUUUAUUGAAAAUAUCACGGACUGGGAAACCGAAGUAGACCACAUUGCAUCCGUAGAAAGAGCUCAAUAUGCAGGAUUAGUUGUCUACAUUGUGUGGAAGAAUGGAAAAAAGACUAUUCAUCAUUCUACCGAAGUCUAUGCAAAAUGUCCUGAAAGGAUGUUAGACUUUUAUGAAUCUAAGAUCAUUAGAGCAAAGGUCACUCAAAAGGACCUUGAGAAAACAAAACGCAAUUUCAGAAAUAAUGGAUCUAGAAGGAAGUAACCAGGUAACUGUUCAACUGUAACAUACGAUAUAUCUUGCGAUGAAACAAAUAGGUACUCAGACACGAGUAGAAUAUUACGAUAGAUACACCUUCUUAUUCUUCUUCUUCUUUCUCUCUUUCUUCUUUACCCUUUUAUAUAUAUAUACUUUUUAUUAUUAUUAUAUCGGCACAAGUAUCCAUGAAAGACAGCAAACUAUAAUUGUUUAGAAACGAACCUACUCCCCUCUUCUUUUCUUAUUUUUUGGACACUCUAUCUUUGUUGUAUAAAACAAAAGAAAAGAAGAAAAUUACACCAUAUUAAAUGCAUACAUAUUUAUAUAUU